CAUCGUUAACGUGUGUCGUUCAGACUGGGGGAUCGGUGCAGCCGUUAGAGUGGUAUUCGUCUCUAACAAACCAACAAACAGUAGCCAGAAGUUACGUUUUUGGCUAUAACUACACUAACUACAGCAUCGAAAAAUGUUGAGCCUCUGUUCGUAACAACUUUUCUAUAUAUUUUGGCAAAUACGAGUGCUGUAUCAGGUUAUGAAAUUUCGAAUUGUCAAGUCAGGUCGCAGCAGCUAUCGGGUCCGGCCGAAGGCCGAAAGUUUCAAGAUUCCUGAAGGUCUCGAAGCGUUUCAAUCUACGAAAAAUUGCUAUGUUUUUUACAGAAAAAUUUCAACAGAAAGUUUCAAAUACUAGACAAUCUGAGCGACUAGAAUAAAAGCACUAUAACUCUCGAAUGGAGGCCGACAACGCGUCACAGAUAGGUCGAUACAAAGAGAGCUCUACACAAGAGAAUUCAUUGAAUUCAACAUGCUAUUAAUACGAAGGGGUUUAAUGACAUAGAAAUCCUCAGUUAUAUGCCACAUUCGCUACAACACAAUUCUAAAAUAAAAGCGGGUAACAGCAUUUAAAUGUUCGCAGUAACAUAAGCUUGGCAGAUGGGAUUAUUAUCUCUCCAACGGGAUAUCAUAUAAUACGAAUGCAAAUGAUAUGUAACUGCGACCGUUAAGCUUCAGUAGCAUAUUUAUGCAAUGAUGUCAUCAAAAUUGUAAACUACGCAACUUGUGGCGGUUUCACGUUCGUGUUAAUGGUGAAGCGAAGUCAUAAAGACUGCGGUACCGGUAGUCUACUGUGACAGAUUGCAUACCCGAACUACAUUGUUUUUGGUUUCCGUGUCCCUACAUUUGAGCAUCGCUCCCUUUUUACACUUUGGCGUGCGCUAUACACCCGGUUUAAGGGCGACGACGUACAGCAUUCCUGAUAUUGCAUAGGUAAACAAGGUUGAAGGAUAAUGUGAGUUGAAACAUACUUCAGCAGGUUGCGGUUUCUUGUGAACACAUUCUGCUCUGCAAGUGGCAAACCAAGUGUUUGCACGCGGACGAUUAUGUAAUCAUUGUCGCGCACACAAUUUUUAGCUUUAGAAUAGACGGACGCGAAUGUUUAGUUUCACGUAGAUGUCAGAAACGGUUGGUUUAGGAAAGAAUCGUGAGUAUGGGAUUGGAAAACAGGGUUAUUCGUCGAAAAACUAAGCAAAAUAGUAGUAACACAAGAGAAAACCAAUACAGUCGGAAAGUUAUCCUCUUCGCCGCUUUGUGUUUUUCUGACACUCGGUUUUCGCUUAGUCUUAGUCCUUCAUGUUUUUAUUAUUAGGUUGUUAAUUUACUAGCUUGUGUCAGGAACAUUGUUGAAGUAUGCUUCUGAGGAAUACAAGAAUUCGAAUUGGCAGUAUGAAAAUAUGUGAACACUUGUUGAAAGCAACAAAAAUAAAAUCCAACAAUGUUCGAUACUUGUCAUUAGGAAUGCGAAAUGAAAAAUUUAACGAACCCCCAUCGGCGAGCGACAUGGCUCGACCUGGAGGUAUUGCUAGCAUGAUGCGAUUACCAGUAGUUGAAAAUACAGAUGAACUUGAUGCUUGUUUUAUCGGAAUCCCGAUUGACAUAGGAACAACAAAUAGAUCUGGAACGAGAUUCGGCCCACGAUAUAUCAGAAUAGAGUCUGCAAUUAUCAGAAAAUACAACAGUGAAACGGGCGCAGAUCCAUUUUCAUCUCUUCGGGUUGCGGAUGUCGGCGACGUAAAAGUAAAUCUAUAUAAUUUGAAAGCCUGUUGCGAUAUGAUCAGAGAAAAAUAUAAACAAAUUAUCAAAGAUGGAUGCAUACCUCUGACGUUAGGGGGAGAUCACACAAUAUCUUAUCCGAUCUUACAAGCGAUGGCUUCUAAGUAUGGCCCUGUUGCAAUGGUUCACAUCGACGCUCAUUCCGAUGUAGGAGAUGCUUACAGCGGAGAAAAAAUUACUCAUGGGACACCUUUUCGACGAGCGAUCGAAGAAAAUCUUUUAGACUGCAAAAAGGUUGUACAAAUCGGUCUUCGUGGAUCCGCAGGGAAUGCUGUCAAUGAGCAUGCUUACCAGAUAGAAAAGGGUUUUAGAGUUGUUACCGCCAAAGAAUGCUGGUUCAAAUCGAUGGCGCCUUUGAUGGCGGAAGUUCGUGAAACCAUUGGUGAUACACCAACAUAUAUUAGUUUUGACAUCGAUGGACUGGAUCCAUGUUAUGCACCCGGUACUGGAACUCCAGAGAUAGGUGGCCUGACUUCAUUUCAAGGAAUGGAAAUUAUUCAAGGAUGCCGGGGACUCAAUAUUGUGGGCGGAGAUCUAGUCGAGGUUUCUCCGCCAUAUGACACGACGGGUACCACAGCGCUUACGGGCGCGAACCUUUUGUUUGAGAUGCUCUGCGUGCUGCCCGGAGUAAAAUAUUACGAUUAAUAAGCCAGUGGUAUGUAUGUGUAUUCUGCUUUACAAGGCUGAUUUUGAAUGACAAUAGAAUGAUUGAAAUCUAUAAUUUGUAGAAAAAAAUAAAAAUACAAUUUUACUGUGUCUAUACUUCAAAAUAGUCGCUUUAAGUGGGGAAACUCCCAACAUAAAUAUAAACUGACGUCAUAAGUCGUGUA
This is a messenger RNA of Styela clava, 2603 nucleotides long. Its product is annotated as agmatinase, mitochondrial-like. The record is from RefSeq and is a predicted model, not a curated record. Lineage: Eukaryota; Metazoa; Chordata; Ascidiacea; Stolidobranchia; Styelidae. Gene Ontology annotation, molecular function: agmatinase activity; metal ion binding.